CCUAAUAAACACUAAAGACUGGAACUCGGGUGCUUACGAGGAAAACGGCAACAAAUCUGACAACAAACGGAGAAAGUCUGCCUUUCAGCUUUUAAGAGACUGUUUUAUUAAUCGUCAGUUUUCCACAACACGGGAAAGGCUUCGGUUUAUAUCUCCAGCUCCGCAUCAUGUCCGCAGACCUGGAUCUUUCUGCUCCGGAGGUUCCCGAGCCCGCUUUCUUCGAGAGUCUCCUGCGUUAUGGAUUAUUUCUUGUUGCCAUUUUCCAGCUCAUCUGUAUUUUAGCUCUAAUCAUACCCACAGCCAAGAGCCACGACCAGGUGGAGCCGUCGGAGCCGGCUGAUGCUCGCAGCUCUGAGCAGAACCGAAAGCCAAAGGGACCUGUUCAACAGAUCCGACAGAAAGUGAAAAAGGAGAGCAAGAAGAAGAGAUAGAGAGUGUGGACGGUGACUGCGUGUGCGUUUCUGAUAAACUCACUAAUGAUAGAUUCACUUACAGCAUUAGAGGACGCGGAUCGAACGAGAGCCUCAGCCGUUAGUUCAUCUGCUCGGAGUUUGGAUUUUGCCAUGUCUUUCAAAACAGUGUUUUUUAUAUCAAUUUAUGUAUGUAUCAUUGUUUUUGAGUAAUCUUUGGUGUUAUUUUUUAUGCCAAUUUUAAGUACAUUCAUCUGAAUAAACUGAUGACCAUUUAUUCUGCUCGUUUCUUUCUGUUGUGGUGAUUAUACUUUUUAGUAAA
Molecule: messenger RNA, 732 nt
Organism: Sinocyclocheilus grahami
Lineage: Eukaryota; Metazoa; Chordata; Actinopteri; Cypriniformes; Cyprinidae
Gene: manbal
Product: mannosidase beta like
Exons: 3
Coding region: 168-431 (87 amino acids)
Cellular component (GO): membrane
Source: RefSeq, a predicted model, not a curated record